AUGGCCGAGGACUCGCCCAAACGGCGCAAGGCGAACUUCAACGAGGCGGAGACGGAGGUGCUGAUCGAGCAGGUGCUGAAGCACGAGCAGUUGCUGUUCGCGGCGGGACCCGGCCGCGCCUCCGCGGGCCAGAAGCGGAAGGUGUGGGAGCUGAUCCGGCACAAGGUGAACCCGGUGGCCGCCUGCCCCCGCGACGUGGAGGACCUGAAGAAGCGCUGGCGGGACCUGAAGCGCCGCGACCGCAGCAAGCUGUGCCGCCUUUCGCAGGGCUGCGGGCCGCCGGCGCCCCCCGCCCUCGGCCUCCUCCUGGCCCCCGAGGAGCUGCCGCCCGCCGCCGCGCCGCCCGCCCGCCGCCAGCGCCGCCCCUACGGCUCCCUGCUGCCCGCCGAGGCCGUGCCCAUCGUGGGCGGCAUCGACACGCUGGAGCUGCCCGGCGCCGUCGUGGGGGACAUGGGGUUUAAUGGCAGUCCUGGCCCAUCUCAUCAAUCCAGUCUUGAGCAGAUGAACCUCAAAGAAGAAAUAGUAGUGAAGGUGGUGGAGCCAGAAGAAAGCUCUGGGGACAUGGUAGUGGUUCCACCUAGUCAAGAACAACUGCCUUUUCUGGGGACAUCAGGUGGUGGUUCCUCUGGGAAAGUAAAAGCCAAAACAAAAGGCAGGUGCCAGGCAGACCAAAAUGAAAUGACUGAAGAGGACCUAUUGCAGAUUCAGCAGACCCAAAUACAGGUGAUCCAGUCUGGCUUUGACAGUGUCAACCACAAUCUUCGGCUGCUGCAGCAAGGCAUGCAAGAUCUGAGUAACAGCAUCAGCAUCAUGGCACAUACGCUUGUUGCUAUCAAGAACGUCUAUGUGAAAAACAACACUGGCCCAACCACACAUGCCACUGCAUCUACUCAGACCACAGCAGGGUACCUGAGCCCAGGAUCCCCCCAACUCUCCCCUGCUAAGGACAGAGCUAGAGCACAGGUGGCUGGAAGCAGCAGCAGAAGCAGCAGCUGCAGCUCCAGCUCCAUGUCACAAGAACCAGGUCCUUCUGAGUUUCCUAGGCCCCCCCUGAGAACCAUUAAGAAAGAACAUCCAAAUGGCUGCUACUAUUUCUGCUUUGCAGAUGUGUAAAAACUUGAAUAGAUGUAAAAUGACUGUGUUGUUGGGUGCUGAUGUAUGUUCUGCUCCAGCCUGUGACUUCAAAGGAGCCAAGUGGACUUGCCUCCCAUGUUUUUCCCAGUGGGAAACAUUUUACUAUAGGUGGCAUUAAACACUAACUACCAGCCUCCAGUUAACUCUGUUGCAGUUGGCUAAUAAAUUUCUUCUCUUUUCUUUAUCCUCUUAUUCUCUUAAAAAAACCCACAUUUAUUUUGAGUAAGACUUUUGUCUGUAUCAUCCUUUGUUUAAUGUCACCUUGUGAAAAAUAAAAGGCAUGAGAGUGGGGUAAAAAAGUAUCAUUAUGGUUACUACCACCAGGAGCUAACUUACAGAAGUUACUUGGUUCUUGGAUUAAACAAGCCUCAGAAGCAGCUGGCUUUUUAAGUACUUCUCUUUUCUAAUAGUUAUGUUGGGGGUGUUUGCUUGGUUGUUGUUGUUGUUGAGGUUUUAGAAGUCUGAGCUGUGCAAGGCAUCACAGAAGGAGUUUAAGAUACCUGCUUAUUCUAGGAAUGCUUUAGCACUGAGCAUUCACUGGCAUUCAUUAGUGUCCUCUUCAGAAGUCAUACAGCAUUGUUCCACUUGGCUGUUGUUCAUUCCUGGCUUGUCAAAUGCACCCUCUCUUCAGAGACAUUGUGUUUUACUGCACUAGCAGGGUAGUCUCUUUUUUUAACCAGUCACAUGUUUAAAAUAGAGAAAUACAGAAAAAUGAGGAAUGGAUGAGUGAUGCCUGUUUCUGACAUAUAGGUUAUAUGUAGGCUGUAUCUUCAUCUGAUUUUUUAAGAAAUUGAAUCAAUACCACAGUGUUUGAAAUACAGAGAACAAAAAGCUUUGUACUUUUUUACAUGAAAUGGAAGUCAGAUUUGCUGUUAAAUUACAGGAGGCAGGGGCUCACUUUGUUCCAGACAAAUGCUGCUGCAUAGUUUAAAAAGCUUGGAUUAUAAUUUCCUUUCUCAUAACUAAGUAGCCAAGGAAGAAGAAAGAUGAGGAUGAGUUGGAGCAAAAUGUAACUUGGUGUCAACUCUGAAACAAGCAAAAAUCAUUUUAUCUUCAUGCCAAAAAGAAAAAUUGCCAUUUCGUAUUUAGAUAGGGAAAACUGUUGUCACUGGCACUAUUUUGUGUUUCAGGCUUACGUGUUCAAGCCACUCUACUUUGCACAAUUCAGAAGUAGCAGAGGUGCAAUGUUCUUGUAUCUGGCAGCUGUACCAGAGGUCAAACUAAAACACUCACCUGAAAUGUUGUCCAAUGACUUGAAAAGUCAUACAGGUGCUCUUCUUAAGCAUUUAUCACCAACAUUUAAAAAGGUUCUGCAGAUAAAUUUGGCCUAUAGCAAUGACUGGCUGCUUGUAGUGUUACAGUCAGUUUGCACAAGCAUUCCUGCUGCAGAAAUUUAGCAAAUACAAAUAACAUAGAGAAUCACAAUGAAACUGCCCCUCUCCUAGAAGCAUAAGAAUAUGUAAUCAUAGCAUAAGGUAUGCCACUUUUGCAGUCAGCUUUGACUGAACACCACCAUAUGAAAAUGUUCAUGUCCACCAUUUUGGUGUACUGAAUUAACUCAUCUGCACUUCAGAAACCAGCCACUGCUGCCUACUAAAAUGUGAAAACAGGGUAAUCAGUUAGCAAGUGUUUCCCUUCAGAAUCACAG
Melozone crissalis (California towhee) is the source of this 2782-nucleotide messenger RNA. RefSeq lists its product as uncharacterized. NCBI's taxonomy places the organism in Eukaryota, Metazoa, Chordata, Aves, Passeriformes, Passerellidae. The record is from RefSeq and is a predicted model, not a curated record. Gene Ontology annotation, cellular component: nucleus. The transcript has 2 exons. Bases 1 to 1113 code for a protein of 370 amino acids.